This is a messenger RNA of Acyrthosiphon pisum (pea aphid), 2516 nucleotides long. Its product is annotated as flocculation protein FLO11. Gene Ontology annotation, biological process: proteolysis. The coding region runs from base 83 to 2359 and encodes 758 amino acids. Lineage: Eukaryota; Metazoa; Arthropoda; Insecta; Hemiptera; Aphididae. Gene Ontology annotation, molecular function: serine-type endopeptidase activity. The transcript has 6 exons. The record is from RefSeq and is a predicted model, not a curated record.
UAUUGAUUGCCAAUAGGUGUCAACUCGCACACCUUAGUGUUAAGUAAUCACUUUUACUGUAAAUUAAAACUUAAAUUUCAUAAUGUAUAGUACUUUUUUAUUUUGUUUAAACAUGGACAAGUUCAAAUAUAUUCAAAUUGUUUUAUUCGGCUUCUUGAUACUAAAAGAAUCAAGCACAAACCCUUUACCAAAUGAAAACAAAUGUUCACCACCUUCACAGGCGCAAUACGAACAAUUCCCUUACAUAGUGUUUCUUAGAAUGCGUUCAAACGGAGAAAUAUUAUGUCAAGGCACAUUGAUCGAUGUGAAUUGGAUACUAACCUCUGCGAAUUGCAUUAAUACUACAGACAACGUUCUAUUGAACGAUAUUGAUAUUGUGAUGCCAAAUAAUAAAUCACAUGAGACCAUUUUGAAGCCGAUAAAAGUGAUACAAACAAAAUACAACGAUGUGGCAUUAAUUGAGAUGGAAAAAUCCAUUAUUGCAACUAAUGUAGCACCCAUCGAAUUGACCAUUGAAGAUAAACUUUCGAACAAUACAGAAUGCGUUGUGACCAGUUUUCAAAAACAGUCAAACAAUGAUUUAUCACUCAUAUAUUGGAACGUGGUUAAUAUUUCAAAACAACCAUAUGAUAAGAGCGAAUGGUACUUAGAAGAUACGAUUUGUCAUUCAGAAAUAUGGAAUUCAUUACAGAACAUAACCGAUAAUGGAACUCCUUUGGUCUGUAAUAAUCAUCUAUAUGGUAUAUACUCACUCAAUGAGCCUAAGAUAUUUAAUAACAUUUUGAAGUACAACAAUUGGAUCCAAAAUGUAAUCAACCCAAUAACUUCUAAUAAAACUUCAGAAAAACAUGCAAACUAUUUUGUAUUUAAUAAUAAUUUGUUGUCUGAUACUAAUUCAAUGGUAACAGAUGGAUAUACAACAGAAAUCGAUACGAGUGAUGAGUCUUCAGCAAAAACUGAAGAAACAUGGAUUCAUUCGAAACCAACAUCUCCACCAACUGACUUCAUUCAAGAAGAAAACAGAAGUACCACAGUGUACGUAGAAGAUUCUUCCGUAAGUACAGAAAGUACUGAAGAUAACGAAAGCACACCGUCCGUCGAUCCAACUUCUGAAGCUACAGUAGAAACACCAACUUAUGUGACAACAGAGUCAGAGGAUCCUACUUCUUCAACACAAUCAUAUUCGUCUACUACUAUUAUUAAAUCAUUAACCACGGAAAUAUCUACUUCAAGCCCGAGUCCUCCAACCACUUUAACUGGAGAAACAGAAUCAGCCGAGGAAACCGAAGAAACUUCAGAUAGACCCAGCUCCGAACCCCCUAUUACUCAAUAUUCAACUACAGAAAAAUUGACUACGAGUUCGAAUCCUUCGACCACUUUAGCUAGAGAAACAGAAAAAACCGAAGAAACGGAAUAUACCGAAGAAACUGAAUAUACCGAAGAAACUGAAGAAACCUCAGAUAAACCUAGCUCUGAACCUCCUAUUACUCAAUAUUCAACUACAGAGAAAUUUACUACGAGUAAGAAUCCUUCGACAACUGUAACUGGAGAAACGGAAUAUACCGAAGAAACUGAAGAAACCUCAGAUAAACCUAGCUCCGAACCUCCUAUUACUCAAUAUUCAACUACAGAAAAAUUAACUACGAGUUCGAAUCCUUCGACGACUGUAACUGGAGAAACGGAAUAUACCGAAGAAACUGAAUCUACUGAGGAAACGGUAUACACUGAAGAAACGGAAUAUACCGAAGAAACAGAAUAUACAGAAGGAACGGGAUAUACUGAAGAAGCAGAUUACUCCGAAGAUAUCGAACCUUUUAUUCAAUCUUCAACCACAAAAGUAUCAACAUUAUCCCCGAAACCAACAACGGCUAUAACUGAAAGAACAAAAGUCGCGGAAGACGAACCCCAUACGGAGUUGCCUACUCAAUCUUCAACAGCGGAUAGAACUAAACCAACGUCAAAAACAGAUGCUACAUCAGUGACUCAUCAUGAUACGACAUCAAUAACUAAAAUAACUCCUACUACUCCUACGAGUCAGUCAUCCGUAGAACCGGAAUCAACCAUAUCCGAUUAUGGAUCAAAUACAACGACGACCGCUGUGGACACUACGUUUACUACAACUGAGAUAAGCACAGAAGUAACAUAUGAUUAUGGAUCAAAUACAACGACGACCGCGAUGGACACUACGUUUACUACGACUGACAUAAGCACAAAAGUAACAUAUGAAAUUUUUGAACCCAAAGAAACUACAACAUUUGUGGACGAACAAUAUGAAGAUAAAUCGAGUUCCCAAAUAAUAUCUAUUCAUACAAGUUUAAUAACAGUUGCAUUUUGUAUCGUAUAUCAUAUUAAUUUGUAAUUUAUCUAUAGCUAGUUAUUUGAUUUUAAUAUGUACAGUUAAAAACAUUUUAAAAUUUUAAAAUUAGAUACCUAGGGGGCAUGUCAAAAAAAUCAAACUCAAACGUAUUAUGAUUAUAAACAAAUCGUGAAAUUUAUUGAAUAAAUAAAUCAAAAUU